This is a messenger RNA of Topomyia yanbarensis, 1039 nucleotides long. Its product is annotated as protein FRA10AC1. Gene Ontology annotation, biological process: dephosphorylation. The record is from RefSeq and is a predicted model, not a curated record. Bases 103 to 870 code for a protein of 255 amino acids. Gene Ontology annotation, molecular function: phosphatase activity. The transcript has 4 exons. NCBI's taxonomy places the organism in Eukaryota, Metazoa, Arthropoda, Insecta, Diptera, Culicidae.
GUUUGUUUACCUUUGGUUUAUUACAUCGUUUACAUACAUCGCAUUAUAUUAAAAUAUUAUUAUUGGCUAUUUCUAACGUAAUAUUGAAUAAAGAACGCCGCAAUGGCCCGCCGGUUGGCCAAUCUGAACCCUUACGAGCUGCACAAGCAUCUGAUCAACGAAUACAUCCUAACAAAGCCGGGAAUAACAAAGCAUCUGCAACGCGACACUUCCCGGGACAAAACCGAUCACGAUGUGAUUCGAGAGAACCAUCGGUUCCUGUGGGAAGGUGAGGAAGUGGAUUCAUGGGAAAAGCAACUAGCCAAAAAGUAUUACGAUAAACUGUUCAAGGAGUACUGUAUAGCUGAUCUGAGCCGGUACAAGGAGAACAAGGUCGCAAUGCGAUGGAGAAUCGAGAAAGAAGUAGUUGACGGUAAAGGUCAGUUUGCCUGCGGGAGUCGGGUGUGCGAGGAACGGGAAGCGUUGCGUAGUUGGGAGGUCAAUUUCGCUUACACGGAACAUGGAGCUAAGAAAAAUGCCCUAGUCAAGUUGCGGUUGUGUCCUAAAUGUUCGGAUAAGUUGAAUUAUCGCUCCAAAAAGCGCGAGAUCAAACGAUUGAAGAAACGUCAGCGCAAUCAAAAGCUAGCCCAGAGAAGUUCAGACGAUGGAGUGUUGCUUGAGCGGCUUGAGGAUGCUCGCGGUGUAUCAUCCAAAGACGACGGAGAAUAUGAUUUAUCACAUCCGGAGGAACCCUCUAAUCUCUCUAACGAAUAUGAAGUGCCCAGCACAUCUACGUUGGCAGGGAAUAGUUGUUGGGCUAACGGGCCAGAUAUCGAAGAAAAGACUAGAGAAGAGGAAUUCGACGAAUAUUUGGAAGAUUUACUACUAUGAUAAAAGACCAUAAAAACUUUAAGCAUUGAAUAGAGGAUUGGUCAUGGAAUUUGCGUUUCGACUUCGUGUGAUCAGAAUCCGACACUAGCUUUGUGACAGGAACCAUUACUUGUGUUCGUAAGCAGGUUGGUCCCCGUGGAGUCUAUCCGAAAUGCAAAACUAAUUUUAA